AUGUUUGCCAAUUCUACUACAAGUAAUCACAAUCGUAUUUACAUACAUGCUGAAUGCAAUCUUGACUUCCAGAAUAGUUCAUCAUCAUCAUCAUCAUCAUCAUCAUCAUCAUCAUCAUCAUCAUCAUCAUCAUCAUCAUCAUCAUCAUCAUCAUCAUCAUCAUCAUCAUCAUCAUCAUCAUCAUCAUCAUCAUCAUCAUCAUCAUCAUCAUCAUCAUCAUCAUCAUCAUCAUCAUCAUCAUCAUCAUCAUCAUCAUCAUCAUCAUCAUCAUCAUCAUCAUCAUCAUCAUCAUCAUCAUCAUCAUCAUCAUCAUCAUCAUCAUCAUCAUCAUCAUCAUCAUCAUCAUCAUCAUCAUCAUCAUCAUCAUCAUCAUCAUCAUCAUCAUCAUCAUCAUCAUCAUCAUCAUCAUCAUCAUCAUCAUCAUCAUCAUCAUCAUCAUCAUCAUCAUCAUCAUCAUCAUCAUCAUCAUCAUCAUCAUCAUCAUCAUCAUCAUCAUCAUCAUCAUCAUCAUCAUCAUCAUCAUCAUCAUCAUCAUCAUCAUCAUCAUCAUCAUCAUCAUCAUCAUCAUCAUCAUCAUCAUCAUCAUCAUCAUCAUCAUCAUCAUCAUCAUCAUCAUCAUCAUCAUCAUCAUCAUCAUCAUCAUCAUCAUCAUCAUCAUCAUCAUCAUCAUCAUCAUCAUCAUCAUCAUCAUCAUCAUCAUCAUCAUCAUCAUCAUCAUCAUCAUCAUCAUCAUCAUCAUCAUCAUCAUCAUCAUCAUCAUCAUCAUCAUCAUCAUCAUCAUCAUCAUCAUCAUCAUCAUCAUCAUCAUCAUCAUCAUCAUCAUCAUCAUCAUCAUCAUCAUCAUCAUCAUCAUCAUCAUCAUCAUCAUCAUCAUCAUCAUCAUCAUCAUCAUCAUCAUCAUCAUCAUCAUCAUCAUCAUCAUCAUCAUCAUCAUCAUCAUCAUCAUCAUCAUCAUCAUCAUCAUCAUCAUCAUCAUCAUCAUCAUCAUCAUCAUCAUCAUCAUCAUCAUCAUCAUCAUCAUCAUCAUCAUCAUCAUCAUCAUCAUCAUCAUCAUCAUCAUCAUCAUCAUCAUCAUCAUCAUCAUCAUCAUCAUCAUCAUCAUCAUCAUCAUCAUCAUCAUCAUCAUCAUCAUCAUCAUCAUCAUCAUCAUCAUCAUCAUCAUCAUCAUCAUCAUCAUCAUCAUCAUCAUCAUCAUCAUCAUCAUCAUCAUCAUCAUCAUCAUCAUCAUCAUCAUCAUCAUCAUCAUCAUCAUCAUCAUCAUCAUCAUCAUCAUCAUCAUCAUCAUCAUCAUCAUCAUCAUCAUCAUCAUCAUCAUCAUCAUCAUCAUCAUCAUCAUCAUCAUCAUCAUCAUCAUCAUCAUCAUCAUCAUCAUCAUCAUCAUCAUCAUCAUCAUCAUCAUCAUCAUCAUCAUCAUCAUCAUCAUCAUCAUCAUCAUCAUCAUCAUCAUCAUCAUCAUCAUCAUCAUCAUCAUCAUCAUCAUCAUCAUCAUCAUCAUCAUCAUCAUCAUCAUCAUCAUCAUCAUCAUCAUCAUCAUCAUCAUCAUCAUCAUCAUCAUCAUCAUCAUCAUCAUCAUCAUCAUCAUCAUCAUCAUCAUCAUCAUCAUCAUCAUCAUCAUCAUCAUCAUCAUCAUCAUCAUCAUCAUCAUCAUCAUCAUCAUCAUCAUCAUCAUCAUCAUCAUCAUCAUCAUCAUCAUCAUCAUCAUCAUCAUCAUCAUCAUCAUCAUCAUCAUCAUCAUCAUCAUCAUCAUCAUCAUCAUCAUCAUCAUCAUCAUCAUCAUCAUCAUCAUCAUCAUCAUCAUCAUCAUCAUCAUCAUCAUCAUCAUCAUCAUCAUCAUCAUCAUCAUCAUCAUCAUCAUCAUCAUCAUCAUCAUCAUCAUCAUCAUCAUCAUCAUCAUCAUCAUCAUCAUCAUCAUCAUCAUCAUCAUCAUCAUCAUCAUCAUCAUCAUCAUCAUCAUCAUCAUCAUCAUCAUCAUCAUCAUCAUCAUCAUCAUCAUCAUCAUCAUCAUCAUCAUCAUCAUCAUCAUCAUCAUCAUCAUCAUCAUCAUCAUCAUCAUCAUCAUCAUCAUCAUCAUCAUCAUCAUCAUCAUCAUCAUCAUCAUCAUCAUCAUCAUCAUCAUCAUCAUCAUCAUCAUCAUCAUCAUCAUCAUCAUCAUCAUCAUCAUCAUCAUCAUCAUCAUCAUCAUCAUCAUCAUCAUCAUCAUCAUCAUCAUCAUCAUCAUCAUCAUCAUCAUCAUCAUCAUCAUCAUCAUCAUCAUCAUCAUCAUCAUCAUCAUCAUCAUCAUCAUCAUCAUCAUCAUCAUCAUCAUCAUCAUCAUCAUCAUCAUCAUCAUCAUCAUCAUCAUCAUCAUCAUCAUCAUCAUCAUCAUCAUCAUCAUCAUCAUCAUCAUCAUCAUCAUCAUCAUCAUCAUCAUCAUCAUCAUCAUCAUCAUCAUCAUCAUCAUCAUCAUCAUCAUCAUCAUCAUCAUCAUCAUCAUCAUCAUCAUCAUCAUCAUCAUCAUCAUCAUCAUCAUCAUCAUCAUCAUCAUCAUCAUCAUCAUCAUCAUCAUCAUCAUCAUCAUCAUCAUCAUCAUCAUCAUCAUCAUCAUCAUCAUCAUCAUCAUCAUCAUCAUCAUCAUCAUCAUCAUCAUCAUCAUCAUCAUCAUCAUCAUCAUCAUCAUCAUCAUCAUCAUCAUCAUCAUCAUCAUCAUCAUCAUCAUCAUCAUCAUCAUCAUCAUCAUCAUCAUCAUCAUCAUCAUCAUCAUCAUCAUCAUCAUCAUCAUCAUCAUAUUCAGUAGUUGUGAUUUGUGUUAUUAUCUUACGAGAAAUACUGGAUAGGACAUUUAGUAAAAUAAUUUUAAAAAUGUUAAGAAAUGCAGAAAAAAAUAGGAAAAAGUAUCCAAAAACGUGA
Molecule: messenger RNA, 2886 nt
Organism: Schistosoma mattheei
Lineage: Eukaryota; Metazoa; Platyhelminthes; Trematoda; Strigeidida; Schistosomatidae
Source: the annotation of a GenBank genome assembly